GGGGGCGGGGGCUCCGAGGCCUAGGCGCCCGUGGCCGUGGGCGGUCGUCCGUGAGGCCUGGUCCGGGCCAUGUCCGCGUGAGGACGCUGCCGCCCUCGCAGUCCCGGCCCGGCCCGCCGCGCACCAUGGGCUCCAUCCUGAGCCGCCGCAUCGCGGGCGUGGAGGACAUCGACAUCCAGGCGAACUCGGCCUAUCGCUACCCCCCGAAGUCCGGAAACUACUUUGCCUCGCACUUUUUCAUGGGAGGUGAGAAGUUCGACACCCCCCACCCCGAAGGUUACCUGUUCGGAGAGAACAUGGAUCUGAACUUCCUGGGCAACCGCCCGGUCCAGUUUCCGUAUGUCACCCCCGCCCCCCACGAGCCAGUGAAGACGCUGAGGAGCCUGGUGAACAUCCGGAAAGACUCGCUGCGGCUCGUGAGGUACAAAGAUGGUGCCGACAGCCCCACUGAGGAUGGCGAGAAGCCCCGCGUCCUCUACAGCCUGGAGUUCACCUUUGAUGCUGACGCCCGGGUGGCCAUCACCAUCUACUGUCAGGCGGUGGAGGAGUUCCUGAACGGGACAGCUACGUACAGCCCCAAGAGCCCUGCGCUGCAGUCCGAGACCGUUCACUACAAGAGAGGGGUGAGCCAGCAGUUCUCCUUGCCCUCCUUCAAGAUUGACUUCUCGGAGUGGAAGGACGAUGAGCUGAACUUUGACCUGGACCGAGGCGUGUUUCCAGUGGUCAUCCAGGCUGUGGUGGACGAAGGAGACGUUGUGGAAGUGGCCGGCCACGCUCACGUGCUCUUGGCCGCCUUUGAAAAGCAUGUCGAUGGCAGCUUCUCCGUGAAGCCUCUAAAGCAGAAGCAAAUUGUGGACCGGGUCAGCUACCUGCUGCAGGAGAUCUAUGGCAUCGAGAACAAGAACAACCAGGAGACGAAGCCGUCAGACGAGGAGAACAGCGACAACAGCAACGAGUGCGUGGUGUGCCUGUCGGACCUCCGGGACACGCUGAUCCUGCCCUGCCGCCACCUGUGCCUGUGCAACUCCUGUGCCGACACGCUGCGCUACCAGGCCAGCAACUGCCCCAUCUGCCGGCUGCCCUUCCGGGCCCUUCUGCAGAUCCGGGCGGUGAGGAAGAAGCCUGGAGCCCUGUCCCCUGUCUCCUUCAGCCCUGUUCUGGCCCAGAGCAUGGACCACGACGAGCAUUCUUGUCCCUUUAAAAAAUCAAAGUCGCACCCCGCCUCCCUGGCCAGCAAGAAACCUAAAAGGGAAACAAGCUCUGACAGCAUCCCGCCUGGCUACGAGCCCAUCUCCCUGCUCGAGGCGCUCAACGGCCUUCGGGCCACCUCCCCCGCCAUUCCUUCGGCGCCCCUUUAUGAAGAGAUCACCUACUCGGGUGUCUCAGAUGGCCUGUCUCAGGCCAGUUGUCCACUUGCUGGGAUUGAUCGGAUCAUGGACAGCAGCCACCAGAAGGGCAAGCCACGGAGCAAAUCCCCCGACAGCACCCUGCGGUCCCCGUCGUCCCCCAUCCAUGAAGAGGAUGAGGAGAAGCUCUCCCAGGCCUCGGAUGCUCCUCCUCCGCCCAGUGGGACAGGGCUGGCCCUAAGCAGCUCCCCGGAGAGCUUCCUGACGGAGGAGGUGGAUGAGAUGUCACUAAAGCAAGGUGAGCCCUCCGUCCUGAGGGGCGGGGUCUCCAGCCCGGCCCUUUUAGCGGUUUCUCAGAGCGCUGCUGGCUGCUCUCCUGGGAAUCACGCACAGUGGUCACUGCACAAUUUCCCAGAGGAUGAUCCUCAGCCGCUGCCGCUUCUCCCUGCCUCCCCAUCUGGCAUCGGGAGCCGAGUGCCAUCCAUCGAGAACGUCCUGCAGGAUGGCAGCCCCGAGCCCUGUGGCCGCGGCCAGCCCGGCCCACCUGCUGACAUCUACCUGCCAGCCCUGGGGCCCGACUCCUGCUCUGUUGGGAUAGAGGAGUAAGCUGGAUGGUCCACCUCCAUGGAGAUGCCUUGCGGCCUCCGCACUGCCAGCCCUCCCUGGCCUCCGCUUGGUGGCCUCAGUCCUGAGCCCGGGACCACUGAGCUGACCCCACUCUGAGAGCCUGGCGAAGCUGGCAGCAUGGAGCCCUCAGCUCCCCAGUCUGCUGAGGGGCUGCCUGGACUCCAGCGUGACCCCGGCCUCUCUUGUCUGCACGCCCUGCGUCACCGCUGGCUCCAAGGGGCCAGGUGACCCCUGAUUGAAGAGCACAGUGACUGUUCCCUCUGACAAGCCCCUUUCUCUCCGGUCGAAGUAUUUGUACAUGGUACACGGUGAAGGACAGCAGCUUCCCGUCCCUGGCGCCAAGGUCCAGGUUUCCCUCAAAUGCCCUGCGGCCAAGUGGCUGGGUGCGCUGACCGCCUGCAUGCCGCCUGGAUUGGCUCACCCUGUCCCCCCGCCAGGGCUGACACCCCAAGGUCUCAGCAGUCUGCUUAAGAGAAUUCAGUGAAGUGCCGUCUUCACAGAGAUGCUGUGGGGGCUUGUUGGGGGGAGGUAAGGACGUAGGCUCCGAGUCACGGACAGUGAAGGAAGCAGUGCCUGUCCUGCCCCCAUGUGCAUGGAGUCCACGACAGCCUGGCACUCGCUGCUCUGCGCCCUCUGGGCAGCCUGGUGUCCGGCCCCGGCUGGAGGUGCAGCCGCAUGGCCUUUGCUGCGUUGGUGUCCCAUUUCCCCUCUUCAAGCCUGCACCCUCUCGGAAGCGGCUUUGCUCAUGUCGCCAGAUCCCUCCAGGUGGAGGGGCUUCCCCUUGACCAGCCGUCCACCUACCCCAGGAAGGACCCGAGUGGCUUCCCUGCUCCCUCGUUGCCAUUUAAACUUCACUUUGCAUUUCUUUUGCUUUGCUUUGUCUGGGGCUCUCUGGUGGGGCCUGCCUGGGGGAGGAGGGUCCCAUCUGAGGUGACCUCUUCUUUUUUUAAGAUAAGCCUUCUGGGCAAUAGAAAGGCAGAGGGGUUGCCCAGCCCUGGCGCACUGGGCGGGAGCUGCCCCAGCAGGGACCUGGAGCCCGCUGGGUGGGCUGUGCUGCUCCCUGGGGCGCAAACACUUUCCUGGCCUGGGGCACAGGGCAGAGGGGCUGCCUCUGAGGUGCUGCCCUGGGCAGGAUGGCACUGGCGCAGCGUCCUCAGUCCUCAGAAGGGGUGCACAGCCUGAGGCUUCGUCCAGGGCACUGGGAGUGGACAGUGGCUCCGGGGGAGCCUGUGAGCAGAGCACUCCGGCCUGCCCCGGCCACCUGGCUCCCUGCCCCACACCACCCCCAGCCACCGCAUGCUCAUGGGUGCACACACGCCAAUGGGCAUGCAUAGACAUGCGUGCACACACGCAGGCGGCUGGCCCUGUCCCCACACCUCUCCCCUCCCCUGCCCACAGCCCGGCCUCGAGGUCCUCUUGAGGCCAACACCGAAGGACGGGAUGCCGACUGCCCUGUCUUGGACUUACAUGUGCUAUCAUUUGUCGUACUCUGAUUGGCUAGUUUUUGUUCGUUUUUACUGUAUAUUUAUAGUAAUAAAAUCAUGUGGCAAUA
This is a messenger RNA of Equus quagga, 3525 nucleotides long. RefSeq names its product mahogunin ring finger 1 (gene MGRN1). Gene Ontology annotation, molecular function: ubiquitin protein ligase activity. The record is from RefSeq and is a predicted model, not a curated record. Bases 126 to 1952 code for a protein of 608 amino acids. Gene Ontology annotation, biological process: endosome to lysosome transport; negative regulation of G protein-coupled receptor signaling pathway; protein ubiquitination. The transcript is spliced from 18 exons. NCBI's taxonomy places the organism in Eukaryota, Metazoa, Chordata, Mammalia, Perissodactyla, Equidae. Gene Ontology annotation, cellular component: cytoplasm; plasma membrane; early endosome.